Molecule: messenger RNA, 5700 nt
Organism: Oncorhynchus nerka (sockeye salmon)
Lineage: Eukaryota; Metazoa; Chordata; Actinopteri; Salmoniformes; Salmonidae
Gene: rab3c
Product: RAB3C, member RAS oncogene family
Exons: 5
Coding region: 162-839 (225 amino acids)
Biological process (GO): regulation of exocytosis; protein secretion; protein localization to plasma membrane
Cellular component (GO): plasma membrane; synaptic vesicle; endosome
Molecular function (GO): GTP binding; myosin V binding; GTPase activity
Source: RefSeq, a predicted model, not a curated record
CAGUGAUGCUCAGAACGAGUAGCCAUUAUUGACUUCACAAAUAAUUGAUUUCAGAAAGAAGGUCUUGUGAUAUCGGUCGAGGUUUACUGUUUUCAUUAACAUUUGGCUCAUAUCACAAUACAGUUUGUUUUAUUUAUUUAUUAGUGGGUAGCACAGCCUACAUGGAUUUAUACGGAAAGAUGUCUGCCACUCAGGGGACCACUCAAGGGAAGGAGGGCGGGGACCAGAACUUUGAUUACAUGUUCAAGCUGCUGAUCAUUGGGAACAGCAGCGUGGGUAAAACCUCCUUCCUUUUCCGCUACGCUGACGACGCCUUCACCUCAGCCUUCGUCAGCACUGUGGGCAUCGACUUCAAAGUCAAGACUGUCUACAAGAAUGACAAGAGGAUCAAAUUGCAGAUCUGGGACACGGCGGGACAGGAGCGGUACCGGACCAUCACCACUGCUUACUACCGCGGAGCCAUGGGCUUCAUCCUUAUGUAUGACAUCACAAACGAGGAGUCCUUCCAUUGCGUGCAGGACUGGUCGACCCAGAUUAAGACCUAUUCGUGGGACAACGCCCAGGUGGUGUUGGCUGGGAACAAAUGUGACAUGCAGGAGGAGAGGGUGGUGGCUGCAGACAGUGGGAGACAACUGGCAGAACAACUGGGUUUUGAGUUCUUUGAGACAAGUGCCAAGGACAACAUCAACGUCAAGCAGACCUUCGAGCGCCUCGUUGACAUCAUCUGUGACAGGAUGUCCGAAAGCCUGGACACUGACACCGCCGUUACCAUGGGAACACCCAGCGCCAAACUGACAGACAGCGCCCCGCCCCUCCAGCAGCCCGCCUGCAACUGUUAGUGGCUCCUCCCAGUUACUGUGUCGCCAAGAUACCCAGUCCCUUAGAUGUAGUCUGCAUCCCAAAUUACAUCCUAUUACCUAUUUCAGAGUUUCUUAAACUAUGGGUUGGGACGCAAAAUGGGGCCUGGGCAUGUGAGAGGUGAGUAGCAUCAUAGAAUACAUCUAUAAUCACACACAAUUUCUUCUUAAUAUGAGUCGUUGGAGGACGAUUUGGUUCACGGGAUGAUGGUACAUUUUUUAUUUGGGUCUCGAGCUGAAAAAGUUUAAGAACCCUUGCCUUAUAUAAUGCACUACUUGAGCAGGACCCACAUAGUGCUCUUGUCAAAAGUAGUUCACUAUGUAGGGAAUAGGGUGCUAUUUUGGAUACAGACAGUCUUAAAGGUACAAUGCUGAUAUUUUUAAAACCUUAAUAUCAUAUAAUUUCUGGGUAACAAUAAAAUAUUUUACUGUUAUUGUUUUCAAUUAAAAUGGUAAAAAAUAAACAAAAAUUGCUUCUUAGCAAAGAGCAAUUUCUCAAGCAAGAAUUUUGCUAUGGCAAGUGGUCUUGGGAGUGGUCUGAGUGGGGAGGGGAAAACUGAAAACUAGCUGUUAUUGGCAGAGAGGUUUGGAACUCUCUUUCUUAUUGGUCUAUUUCCUAAUUUAACGCCUGGUGUUGUCAAUAUGCAGGCCAAAACUCCAUUCCACCAAAACAGGCUGAAAUUUCAGGCGGCCUUUUCAAACUGCUCUUACACUAAAAGGGCAUUAUCAUAAUUUACACAGUCACAGUAUUAUUCCAUCCUCAUAGUAUGGAAAUAUAUAUAAAACACAGGAAAUCACAUUUUUUACUGUACUGGGCCUUUAAAGCAGGGGUGCACAACUAAAGUCCUGGAUGGCUGCUGUGAAGGCUGACUUUCCUCCUUGCCUUUUAGUCAGAGAUUGACCAGUGUAGCUGCUGUAGGUGCACUGUCUGGCCAAUCAGUGACAGUAGUUGAUCAAUUAAGUGCCAGGAUGGAAGGAAAACCAGCAGGACUUCAUCCCUAGUGGACUGGAGUUGUUCACACUUGUCUUUCUGUAUCCUGCACUGUAACAGAAAACUAAUUUAUUCAGUCAUUUUGAGUAUUAGUAAAAUACUCUGAAACUUUUUACUACAGCAUACUGUAUAUUAUGGUACAUUGUGGGAAAACGUUUUGGUCGGAGAAGUCAUUGCUUUGUUUUGAAUGGUACUGUAAUUCCACCCCACAGAAUACAGCACCAUACCGUAUCUUUUGAGGGCCAAAAACCUUUUGACCACUAAUGGGUGCAUGGUAUUGUUGUGCAUCUCAAAAAUGAUCUUUUUGUUUUUGUUUCGCUGUUGAAUCAGUCCCUAAAUGUUCUGCAUGUCAGCAUUCAAGUUUUCAAGAUAUUGAAAACGCAUCAUACUGUGACACUUUCGGUAUUUUGAAAGUUCUUUAUCUUGAAAACUUGAUUGCUGACAUGCAAAAAAAUAAGGGACUGUAUCAUCGCUGGACUAAUGAAAAACAUACAGAAAUGUAAUAUUCCCUUUAACAUAUUUUGAGGCUUGCACCUGCAUGUGAGAAUGCUGUACCAAUUUGACUGCUAUGUGGUGAUAGUGACCCAUUCAUUCAUAAUGUAUAGUGGACAGAUUAGAGUGGCAGCAAGUCAAACCUUAAGUGGUUGAGCAUGUUGCCAGGUCCUUUUGGUCUGUUUUGUAGUCGCUGUCAGUUUGGAAACCUUGGUUAAGGCCUCUAGAUGGGCAAGUGAUACAAAACACAAAUAUGAAUAAAUAUGAUAUAAUGUGUAAACACUUUACAUAGCAACCAACCUGCUUGCACCACUCCCUUGUAAUUACAGUAAAAUACUGUAAAGUACAAACCCCUCCCCUCAAUGAAUUUCAUUAAUCCAUUCAUUCAUUCUGAUUACGGUAGAAUUAACUUUUUUGUAGUAUAAUAGGGUACAUUUUACGGUAUUGUACUGUAUGUGUCAUUACCAAGUACUUGCAUUGAUACCGUAUUUCUAUAAUAGUAGGUGUACUGUAAUAUGAAAUACAGAAUUAGACUUACCACUGAGCUGCCUGUAAGUUACUGUCAAAUUCACAGCAACUCUUUACAGUGUGGUGUGUUAUACGACCGCUUUUUGUCACUGAACAUCAAUGGCAAUCAACUAGCCUUGAGCACAGAUCAGUGACCAGGCUAGCAAUCAAUGUAUGUCCCUCUCCAUAGCUGUGUUGAGGAACAGAUACACACUUCACACCUUUACCUGGAAACACAGAGGGUCAAUAUAAGUCUGAGUCGAUGUAGGCCUAUUAUAGUGUGGCUGAUAAUAGGACAUUACAAACAUACAUUAUUCUCUUUAGCUUACCAUACAAUAUUUACAAAAAUGAUGCUUGUAAAGGCUUUUAGAAUUCAAUGUGUUGUCAAUGCACGUACUGCACAGUAGCUUUCCAGCUGGCUUCAAAGACUUGUUAUCAAUUGUAAUUCUGUGAGGAGAACCCAUAGCUGUCACUGUUUUUACUGUCCAUCGUAAAACCUGCUGGACACACAGUUAUAAUCAGUGCUUUCAUUUAUUUAUCCUUCUAUUUAUGUAUUUAUUUAUCCUUCUAUUUAUGUAUUUAUUUAUCCUUCUAUUUAUGUAUUUAUUUAUCCUUCUAUUUAUGUAUUUAUUUAUCCUUCUAUUUAUGUACUUAUUUUGUAUGUAUUGUUGUUACAUAGUCUUCUGCCACAGCCAAACUAUAUCAUUAAGUGUACUGUAUACAAACUGGUAGGUAGUAGUGAUUUCUGUUUGCAGUUUGUGUGUGCGUGCGUGACCGUGUGCCUGUGUGUUUUAGGAAAAAUGAAUGAGUGUGGCUGUGUGAGUACUUUCAAUCAUCUACCUUGGAUAAAAACAAAUGUGGCCUUUUAGUAUUUCCAACAUGGCCUCUUCUCCUUUGUGCUCACCUGCCACAUUUAUUUCAUAUUUAAUGAAUAUACUAUACAUGCAUUGUGUCUAUGUGAGUACUGUAUUAUACUGUACAUGUGUUUUGUAGUAGUAGUCCUGAUGUGUGAUCUGAUGAGUGUCUGCAUUUCUGCUAAACUGAAUAGAUCCUCUUUUCCUAGCCUUAAUAAGAAUAAUACAAGUGUGAUGUCAAAUAGCCAAUAACCUAAGUUGUGUUUUUAUACCCAGACCCUUACAUUUAGCUUUACCCAAACAAUAAACCCUUCCCUCAUUUCCAGCAGAUUGACAUUUCUUGUUUUGAAUCUUGCCCUGGAGGCAGAACUGAGUGGUUUCUGCUAGAUAGGCCAGCUGCAAAGUCAAAAUUGUCUAUGUUGUAGAAAUUUAUUAAAACAAACAUGUGAUUUUUGGUCUUAAUUUAAGGUUAGGGUUAGGCAUUAGGCUUAGCAAUGUGGUCAAGGUUAGGGUUAAGGUAAGUUUAAAAUCAGAUUUUAUGAAUUUGUGGCUGUGCCACCUAGUGACCACUCUGCAGAGCUGCCUCCAGUACAUGAUUUAUGUCAAUAAAUACCAAUUUGCUCAUUUCCACUUCUCAAGAGAAAUGAAAACAUAUAAUUCACAAAUUAAACACAGCCAAGAUAUGAUAUGUUAUGACCGAUGGAUACUGAAGCCAUGAUAGAUAGUCUGUCUGACUGGAUAAACAGCAAUAUUCUAUGAAACAGACAAAACAUCCAUAUUUCAUAUACCUGCUCCAGUAUAUGGGUUCCCUUUUAUAAGAAACUAGUGCACCUUUUUCACAUCCCUGACCAGCUUAGGGAUCAUGUUAUUAUUGUCACUCCAUCCUUGGCUGAAGCAAAUUGUCCUUUACAUCGAGAAUGUCCUGUAAAUCCCAGUAAGGAUAAUCUCUUCUAUAUAGUUACAUUGAUCCUUUAGCUACAAAUGACCUAGAAACAGAAUAGUAAAAAUAUAUAAUUGUGCCAGAAAACUGGCUGUAGUUUGUUUUGCACCGGCUAGAGUUUCUGCAUAGAAAAAUUAAGGAUCAGAAAAGUUGCAUGAAGACAUUGAAUUAUCUAUAUUUCUAUUUAUAAAGGUGUAUAUUGUCUAUGUUUAAGUGCAUCCUCAUAGCUUUGUCUGUGGGGUGCAAUGGGCCAACAAGUGCAAUAUUCUAUGAAUGAUUUCCUGUACAUAGUACUCCUAGUAGUUAUACCUGCAGUAGAGUGACUGUUCUAAUGUUCUUGUUGUACUGUAUGGCACUGCAAGCAUCACACACACUAAAUAUGUGCUUUAUCUGGGAUUCGCUGUGAGGUGAAGUUGUGUGUGUGUGUGUGUUACUUAUUGUACGUGUUGACCUUUUCUACUGAUGUAUUCAUGUACUACUUACUAUAUACUGUUCUUGUUAGCUAACUGUUGGUGAACUCGUACUAUACGUCAGGAUGCAGUGUUGUGAAAGAUAGUCAGGGAAAUUAGUAUAUGCCAUAUGCCGUACUGAUAUUAAGUCUAUGUGAUAAAAAAGGGAAAUAUCUCAACUCAAACAUGAUGUCUGUGUGAGACAUUAUUGUUUACCUGUACAUCAAUAAUAGGCAUUAUCCUGCUGAGUUUGAGACCACUGACGUCGCUCCAGUCAAAUCCCCUGUCAUCUACUUCUUCAUCUGUGAUCAUGUACAGUAUAUUCAUGACUGCCACUGGCCGGUGAAAAGCCACUUCAACAUGUCAUUACUGAUGAAGGCUUAAGAUGAUAAUAAUGAAUAACAAUAAUAAUAAUAAUUAUUCAUUGUACUUAUGAAGUGCUUUUAAAGAACUUGAAGAGGCUUUACAUGAAACUAUAGUACACUCACGCUCUGGUCACCUCAUUAAAGUGUGGACUGAUAUUAAACUGGAUAUAUUAUUUGUACCUUUAAGUGCAAGCAAUGUACAAACUAUGUUUUUGAGAUGAUAGGAAAUAAACAAAUUGUACUCA